Pichia membranifaciens NRRL Y-2026 is the source of this 1244-nucleotide messenger RNA. RefSeq lists its product as hypothetical. Bases 165 to 1004 code for a protein of 279 amino acids. The transcript has a single exon. NCBI's taxonomy places the organism in Eukaryota, Fungi, Ascomycota, Pichiomycetes, Pichiales, Pichiaceae. Gene Ontology annotation, cellular component: Golgi apparatus. The record is from RefSeq and is a predicted model, not a curated record. Gene Ontology annotation, biological process: intracellular protein transport; Golgi to plasma membrane protein transport; protein localization to organelle. Gene Ontology annotation, molecular function: GTP binding.
CUCGAGACUAAUUCGAAAAAAUGAAAAAUUCAAUUUUCUCGAAUGGCGUGAAGGAACUGAUCAUAAUCUAUCCAACGCUCAUGAUGUUGUACGGUGCAAUUCUGGUUACCUGUAGUUAACUGUUUGGUAGAAUAUCAAAAAACUUGGUAUAAUACAUUGGUACAAUGGAGGCUUUGAAGGAGGAGAUUAAGGCCGAAGCAUAUGCGAUAGAGUCAAAUGUGGAGACGCUGGUCGAAACUACACCAACCUCAUCCUUGAUUUUACCAAUAUUAGUGACUUUGCUGUUAAUCCUUAUUGGUGGCUUUUUGAUGAAAAGACACUCUUUGAUAUCCUCAAACAAAAGAUCUUUUGUUAUAUGCGGUCUUCAAGGUAGCGGUAAAACCAAUCUAUUUCAUCUUUUGACAAAAGGCAAAUUACCUGUUUUAACAGUGAGUACGUUAGAGCCUGGAAAGGGUGAACUCAAGCUAAGCGAAGAAUACAGCAAUCAAAAAACGUUCCAAGACAUAGAGAUACUUGACUUUCCUGCCAAUCCAAAGCUUAAAACACUAUAUUUAACACCACACCUUCAUGCUAACCUCAAUUCAGUUCAGGGGAUAAUUUACAUUAUUGACUCAAGUAAUUUUGACACCAAAAGCUGUCAUCAAGCUGCCGAAGAUCUUUUAGAGCUUAUGAAUAUCACAGAAGGAAAACCUAACGGUGUCGAUAUUCUUGUUUUCGCCAACAAGAACGAUUUGUUUACAAGUAAGAAAAGCUCCAAAAUCAAAGAAAUGCUAGAGGCUGAAGUCAGUAAAAUCUACCAGUUGAAACUACGUGGGCUAAGUAAAGUUGAUCUUGCCGGUAAGGAUGGUGGUGAAGAAGAUAACGAUAAUUUAGAUUUGGCUACAAAAGAUGGGAAGUUUGAGUUCCAACAACUCGAAGGAAACGUUGAUUUUGCACAGGGUAAUAUCUUCAAAGAUAAGUGGAGUAUGAUUGUUGAUUGGAUGUAUGAAAAGAUCGUGAACUGAUUUGAGCAUCUUUACCCCUUUCAUAGCUUUCAGUGUAGAAUACGUCUUAAGUAGGUACAACUGAUUACAUGUAUUAUCAUGAUUCAUGUGUUCGCAAAAGUACGAAAAUAUUAAAGUAUAAAACGCAUCAAGCUUCCCUCCGAGGCGGAGAGCUCUUUUGCAUAAACCGCGUCACCUUGAAGUUUUCCGUGAAGCCAGAGUUUCAUUGAUUGCUAUAGAUGAGAUCUGUAUGCUGCCAAC